Molecule: messenger RNA, 1620 nt
Organism: Ostreobium quekettii
Lineage: Eukaryota; Viridiplantae; Chlorophyta; Ulvophyceae; Bryopsidales; Ostreobiaceae
Source: the annotation of a GenBank genome assembly
AUGCCGGGGCCAAGGGAGGAGGACGCCGGCCCCCUGAAGUCCCUGGCACGCACGGCGGAGUUCUGGGCCCGCGCGUCGGGCAUCUACCUGAGCUACAAGGUCGCCCAAGCGCGCGCCAGGGCGAGGGGGAUCUUGGGGGCGCAGCAGGAGGCGAUCCAGAGGGACCUGUGGGAGCCGCACAACCAGUGGGCGGGGCAGCAGCUGUACAACCUAUGCGUGGACCUUCGGGGAUUCUACCUGAAGGCUGGCCAAUUCUUGGGCGCCCGCGGGGACUUCAUUCCGGAGCCUGUGUGCAGGCAGCUCUCGAAACUUCACGAUCAAGUACCACCAAUGCCAGCUCAAGAAGCAGAGGCCGUGCUGAAGAAGGAGCUGUGUGUUGAAGACAUCGGAGAGGUGUUCGAGUGGGUAGAUUUUGAGAAGCCACUUGGCUCAGCAUCAAUAGCACAGGUUCACAAGGCAAAGCUGAGGCAUGCGAAACGAAACAGUGUCAAACAGCACCGUGGCGUGGAGAGGAGUCAAAGCUACAUUGUGAAAAAUGGGGAACAAGCAUGGGACAUAUGUAAUCACCACGGGAUCACUUUUGAUCACCUGAUGAAAUCCAACAGAGGUAUUGAUGUGCGCCGCCUGGCUGGUGGGCAGGUGAUCAACCUUCCGAUCCCAGAGACAUUGCGAGGGGGCGAUGGUACUGCUUUGGCAGGAGGUUUGUCAGCCCCUGAGGCUGCAGCUCGAGCAAUGUUGGGCGACGAUCCCCCUAAGGAUGGCACAGUUGCUGUAAAGCUCCAGUACCCAGGUGCCCUGAAGAUUAUGAAACAAGAUCUCAAGAACAUCCGUAAAUGGGCAGCCUUCCUGUCCAAGACAGAAAUCAAGUUCGACAUGGUGUCUGCAGUGGAAGAGCUGCAGCGUCAAAUACAGCUGGAGUUCAAUUUCGAAAGGGAAGCGCGUGUGAUGGACAUCAUCGCUCAGAACCUGCGCUCCAUAUCGAAGCGAGUAAUUAUUCCCAGGAGCGUUCCUGGGCUCGUUACUCCAAGGUUGCUUGUGAUGCACUAUGUGAAUGGCAUUCCACUUCGAUCGCUACAGUCGCGAACUGCUGGCUUGUCCCUACGGAAGCAGCGAAUCGCCAAGCGAAGAAUACUGUCCCGAGUUUCCGAAGCAUACGGGCGAAUGAUAUUGAUUGAUGGACUGUUCCAGGCUGAUGGUCACCCAGGUAACAUCUUGGUGUUGGAGGGUGGCAAAGUUGCCCUGCUGGAUUAUGGGCAGUCAAAACAGCUUGGUGAAGAAGAACGCAGAUUGUUUGCAAAUCUUGUGCUUGCAUUGAACAGGUGUAAUGUGCAGGACAUUGAUGGAGCACUGAAAGAUCUUGGAGUCGUCACGGAACGGGAUGACAAGGACCUGCGUGCUCGCAUGGCCCAUGGCAUGUUCAACACCAUUGGCAGGGUUGAUCCCUUUGACAAAAGUAGCCCCAUCAAGAGCAGUGGCAUCACCCACUUUCCCCCUGACUACUAUCUCAUCUUGCGUGUCGUCCAGUUGCUGAGGGGUAUGAAGCAGGGGAUGGACAUCGGAGAAUUCAGCUGUGCGUCCCAAUGGAGCCCCUUUGCACGGGAGGCACUGAAGCAGCUUUAG